This is a messenger RNA of Closterium sp. Naga37s-1, 5217 nucleotides long. Lineage: Eukaryota; Viridiplantae; Streptophyta; Zygnematophyceae; Desmidiales; Closteriaceae. The record is from the annotation of a GenBank genome assembly.
AUGCCCGCCGAUCCUGAGGGCCCCAAGCGGGGCGAACCCUCCGCCGCUCAAUCCGCUUCCGCAAAGCCCGCGGAGGCAAAAUCAACUGCGGGAGGGGCGGCGUCCGCGUCAGGCGCUGCAGCGCCAAAAAAUGAACCAGCUCCGGCGCCGUCGAAUGCGGUGGUCAAAUCGGCCGCGCCUGGCGGGAAAGCGGCAGCGCCGGCGGCAGCUUCUGCGCUUGUCGCUGCGAAGCCGGCGGGGACCACGGUAGCAGCAACGGUCCCAGCAAAAGCAUCAACAGCGGCAUCUGCUGCGACGAAGCCCGCUACUGCGACGGCCUCUGCGACGAAACCCUCGUCUGCGACAGCAGCUCCGGUGAAGCCCUCGGCAGCUGCGACGAAGCCUCCGGGCGUGGCGACGGAGGCGACAAAGACGCCCGGAGCAACGAGUACCGCUCCAGUCGCGAAACCCACAGUAGCAGCAACAGCAGCAGCAGCAGCAGCUGCCAGCGCAGCAGCGAAACCAGCAACGGCUGGCGGAGGAGGAGGAGGAGCGAUUCCCGCGUCGUCGACUAAGGCGGUCUCGACAGCUCCAACAGUCAAACCUGCAACGGUUCCUCACGCCGCAGGCACUCCAGCGGCGUCUAGUCAAGCAACGGAGACUCGAGUUGUGUCGGCUCAAGCCGCGAAAGCAGCGCCAACUACGGCAGCAGCCAAACCUGCUGCGCCUGCUACCGCUGGCGCAAAACCCGCAGGAGCGCAAGGCAAACCUGCUGCGGGUGCAGCGGGCGGACCUGCGCCUGCAGGAGCAGUGGCGGGGGCAGCGGCGGGAGCAGGGGCGGGAGCAGCGGCGGGGGCAGCGACGAAAGCUGUUCCGUCGCCGAAGCCUGCUGCGCCUGUGGCGGGAGCGGCGAAACCGGUCGUUGCGACGGCUCCAGUUGCGAAAGCGACCAUUGCGACGUCGUCAGGAGUGAAGGCUGUUCCGACGAUCGCCACUGCGACGAACGCCCCUGCGACAAACGCUCCUGCGCCUGCCUCUGCAACGAAGCCUGCUGCUGCGACGGGAACUCCGAUGGUGAAAGCUCUCGCGGCACCCGCGUUGGUGGCGAAGGCGUUGCCCGUCGCGACGGCUUCUGCGACAAAGACGCCCCCUGCGACAGCCCCAGUGGCGAAACCAAGAGCCACGUCACCUCCUGCAGCGAAAGCGAGAGCCACGUCACCUCCUGCAGCGAAACCAAGAGCCACGUCACCCCCUGCAGUGAAAGCUAUGGCUGCGCCUGUCGGCGGAACAAAACCCGCUGCUGCUGCAAGUUCCGUGCCUACCCCGGGGAAGGCGGAAGUGGGGACUGGCGCUGAGGCAAAAGCGGAUGGCGCAGUGAAGGUUGGCGCGCCCACUGCUGCGGCAGCGGGGAAAACAGCGCAGCCAGCCGCGGGGAAAGCCAGCUUGUCUUUAUCCCCCGCAGGCGCAGCUACGGGCGCAGCUGCAGGCGCUGCUGUAGGCGCAAUUACGGGCGCAACCAAGGGCGCAACUAAGAGCGCAACUACGGGCGCAACUACGGGCGCAACUGCAGGCGCAAUUACAGGCGCAGCUACGGGCGGAAGCGGAGCAGGAGGUGGCGGAAGUGCGGGAGCAGUGGCGGGGGAGAAAGGAGGGCAAGCGAAGACGAGUGGUGGUGAGACCACUGGAGGUGGUAAGUGCAAGGAGAAGGAUGGGAGUGGGCAAGUGGGUAAGGAGGAGGAUGGGGCGGGCAAAGACGGUAAGGAAGGGACGGAGGGAGGGAAGGAGAGUAUAGAUGAGAAGGAUAAGAGCGGUGGCGGUAAAGGGGAAGAGGGGGGUGGGGGUAAGGGAGUUGAGGUAAAGGGGGAUGGGGCGAAGAAGGGGGAGCAGAGCGCAGUGGUUGUUGUAGGGGGGAGGGCAGAGGGGAGAGAGGGAGAGGGUGGAAAAGAACUGGAAGGAGGUACAGCUGAUAAGGGAGAAGCGAAGGGAGACGAGAAGGGUGAGAAGAAGGGAGAAGGAAAGGGAGAAGGGAAGGGAGAAGGGAAGGGAGAAGGGAAGGGAGAAGAUAAGGGAGUGACAGGGGAAAAGAAGGAAGAAGGAAAGACGGGAGUGAAGGUGGAAGGGAAGGGAGGAAAGGCGGGAGAAGGAAGUGUGGAAGGGAAGGGGAAAGAUCAGCCAAGCGAAGUGACAAUGUCAAAUGCGAGAGGAGUAGCUAAGGAUGUAGAGUCAGGACAAGAGAAAGGUGUGGGGAAGAAGAUUGAGGAGAGAAAGGGGGAUGAGAAGAAGGGAGAGGUGGAAAAGAAGGUGGAGAAGGGAGAGGAGAAGAAGGGAGAAGAGAAGAAGGGAGAAGAGAAGAAGGGAGAAGAGAAGAAGGGCGAAGAGAAGGAGGGCGAAGAGAAGGAGGGCGAAGAGAAGGAGGGCGAAGAGAAGGAGGGCGAAGAGAAGGAGGGCGAAGAGAAGGAGGGCGAAGAGAAGGAGGGCGAAGAGAAGGAGGAAGAAAAGAAAGGUGAGCAAACAGAAGAGAAGGAGAGGGACGAGAAGCAGAAGAUUCUUGAAGUGAGGGAGGGCAAUGUGUUGAAGCCCCACGUUGAAAUCGCUCAGAAGUCUCAAGGGGAGGGAGACAGGGAGAGCGACGGGAAAUCGAAGGAUGCAGGGCCGGAAGCGACAGAAAAGAAGGAUGGGGAGGUGGGAAAGGAGGGGGUACGAGGAGUCGAAGCUGGAAAGGUGGAAGGAGAGAAAGAAGGGAAGCAGGGAAGGGGGAAAGGACAGCAGAUGGAAGAGGAGGAAGAGAAGAAAGAGGAAGGAGAUGAUAUGGAUGUGGAUGCGAGGGAAGGAGGAAAGGAGGAGGAGAACGAUAAGAAAGGUGAGAAGGGCGGGAAAGAGGGUGUGGGUGUUGCAAAGAAGAGAAAGGUGGAGGAAGAGGAGGGAGGGGAAGGAGGGGAGGAGAAGGGAGGUGAGGCGAAGAGGAGGGAGGCCCAGAAGGAGAAGGAAGAGAAGGAGAAGGAGGAGAAGGAGCUUGAAUCGGAAGAGGAAGAGGAGGAGGAAGAGGAGAGGGAGGAAGAGAGGGAGGAAGAAGAAGAGGAGGAGCAAGACGAGGAGGAUGAGGAGGGGGAGGAGGAAAAGGAGGAAUCAGAGGAGGAAUCGGAGGAGGAAGAGAAGAAACCUGCACAGGGAAGGAGGGCUUCUGGGGACUCAAGCGCAGGCAAGGGCGCAAGAGACGGGGGCAGGGCCAUGGGCGGAAGGCGGGGCAGCGUGGGUGGUGCAGGGGGAGCGGGGGGCGCGGGGGGAGCGGGGGAGAGUGAGGCGGAGGGGGUGGUGCUGGGGAAGCGGCAGCGGAAGCCUAAUGUGCGUCUGGGGGAGCUUAUUUCCGCUAGUGCCCGCCUUGGCUCCUCUGCGGCUGUUGCUGCUGCUGUUGCAGCAUCGGGAGGGGCAGCAGGAGGGGGGAAAGAGAGCGCUGUUUCUCCUGCUGGGAAACGAGCUAAAACUGGAGGUGCUCAGACUCCUGUGGGGGGGAAGAGUAAGAAGGAGGGGGAGGGGGGAGAUAAGAAGGGGACACAGAGGUCUGGGGGAAAGGCGGGUGGGGGUAAGGAGGUGGGUGGGGCUAAGGGGAAAGAUGGGGGGAAGCAGGCGCAGGGAAAGGGACAGAAGGGAGGGAAGCAGGGGGAUGUGGGGAGGAAGGGGGGAGCUGGGGAGCUGGGGAAAGGGGAUGAGAAGAAAUAUUCUCCUGCACGCAAGUCCCCCACCCCUAAGAUCCGUCCUAUUCCGCAGGACAGCAGAGGCUUUGGGGGGAAAGAGGUGGGCGCAAGGGGAAAGAUGGCUGUAGCAGCAGCUGCUGGGAUGGGCAAAGGGGGGAAGGCUGUAGCGGCUGAUGACCAUGCUGCUGCUGCUGUUGCAACUGGGAGAGUGGCAGACGCAGAAGUGGGGGCGGCUGCUAAGGCAGGGGCGAGUGCAGGCGCAGGUCGUGGGAAGAGCAAUGGGAGGAGCGGUAAGAAGGUGGCCCAAGCGGAGGAGGCUCACGGGGACAAGAACGACGCUGGCACCGCAGGCACAGCAGGCACAGGAGCAAGCCCCGGAGCGGAAUCAAAGCUAGGGUACCUGGAUCGCAUGAAGAGAGGGCGCGAGCGGAUCAAGGCGGUGGGGGGGGUGGGCGCAUGGCUAGGGUCCCUCGGCCUGGCCCGAUACAGCAGCACAUUUGAGGAGAACGAGGUGGAUGUUGAGGCUGCCACUGUGCUUACUGCCGAUGAUCUGAAAGACAUGGGUGUUGCGCUUGGGGCGCGCCGCAAGCUGCUCUCGGCACUCUCCGCCGCGCUGCUCCCCGCCCUGCCCGCGCUCGCGGACAUCGCGGAGGAUGUUGCGGGGGCGGCGGAAGCGGGCGGCGCGGAGGACAUUCCCGCGGUCUUGGUCGCUGCGGGGGCGGUGGCUGGCGCGGGGGCGGUGUUCGCGGGAGUGAAGGCGUACGCGUACUUCCGACUGCAGUUCCUAGUGGCGCGUUUCGUGGGCCGGCACGUGCCACGUGGCGGCGCGGUAGUGCUGGAUUUCCGCGCGGGGAGCGGCAGGAACAUCUACUACCUGCCUGAUGACGUGGACAAGCUGCUGGCCAUGCAGUCAGACGUGCAGCCGAGCCUGCUGAAACAACAGGCCAUCUCAUCAGGAGUGGCGAUUGAAGUGCUGCCAGACGGCCUCACCGCACUCAACCGCAUUGAAUCGGCCUCUGUCGACGCCGUGAUCACAGUGGACGGCUUCAAGCGUCUCACACCAGCUGAAGCCACCACAGCUGCUGCAGGCAUCGCUCGAAUCCUCAAACCAAACCGGGUAUGCGCCCCGGAUGUUUCUUGCUUCCACCACUGCACUCUCACUCCCUGUGGGCAGCAUACAUUCGUUUCUCGGCCUGAGUGUGCUGUUGCGUGUGCUGUUGUGUGUGCUGUUGCAUACGCUGUUGCACAUGCUGUUGCGGGUGCUGUUGAAUGUGUGGUUUUGUACCGCUGCAUGUAUCCACGGCAUCGCACAGCACCACUGACUCAUUAUCCUACCUCACAACUGUCCCGCACCUGUUCAUACCCCUCCUCUUUCUCUAACCACCUUUCCACACCCUCUCGUUUCCAGUCCCCCUUUCUCUUUCCCUCCCCACCCCUUUACGCCCCCCUCUUCCCCCCUCAUUUCACCACUCACCCCACUUCCACCCUUCCUUCCACCUCCAACCCUUCCCUCUUCACAGCCGCUGAUAUUCAUGGAGGCAUGUAA